This is a messenger RNA of Funneliformis geosporum, 3663 nucleotides long. The record is from the annotation of a GenBank genome assembly. NCBI's taxonomy places the organism in Eukaryota, Fungi, Glomeromycota, Glomeromycetes, Glomerales, Glomeraceae.
AUGGCCGGACGCAGUUACUCAAAUAAUGGUAGGAACCAUUAUGAUAACGGUGAUAUGCGUGAAUACAAAGAACCUCCCCAUGACUGGAAGAAAUUCACUGAACUAACUUUCAGGGUUAGUAACGUUCCUUCUAAGGCCAACGUUUCUGAAAUGAAAGAUGCGUUUGCUGCUCAUGGCACUGUUUAUAAAGUUGAAUUUGAAACGAGAGAUUCUUCGGAGGGUGAACAACCAACCGGGGCUGUGUUUGUAUCUUUCAGACCGGUGCCCUCUACUCCAUUCUGGAGAGAUGCAGUACGUUUCCAUGGGAAGGUGUUACAAGUGGAUUAUAUUGACCAUAUGUCGGAACGUUUCUGCGACUAUACUGACAAUAAGAGAUAUAAGUUAAGAUUUCAUUCGUUAAGAGCGGAAAGUUUAGAGAUGGGGGUCUAUCAACAACCUGAAGUUUUUGUUUCGGAAGCAAUUUAUACGGACCUCGUAAAUUUCAUCAUUAAUUAUCAAAAACGUAAUAUUACUAUUGAAUUUGGUGUAAAGAGUUCACAGCAAUAUUACACGUUUAAGAUGGAAAUCGAGUUUAAGGAUAUCGACGGCGAGGUUCAUGGAGAACUAGAUGACUCAAAGCAACGAUCACGGGGAAUAAUCACCAUUGCUAACAAGUUUCCUGCUAGAUAUUGGAUGCUCGACAAUAGGUUACAAUCCAAUAAUAAAUAUAUUUGGUGUAUGGCCGACUCUUGGAAGCGUAAAACUGAAAUACGAGUAAAAAAAAGCAAUACGGAUGGGAUACCCCUUCAGCCACAUAUGCCAGAUAAUAGUGAACAACUAGGAAAAUGGGUUGUUUUUAGAAUUACCUUUGACCUGGAUAGAGUUGCCAAUACACCUAGAGAAGGGUUCGUUCUAUUCAAGGAGAUGAUGCAAAAAGCAAGUGAAUAUAAUCUAGCUCCCAAAAACGGCAUUAACAAAAAACCGCUACGUAUUGUUAAUGGGACUAAUUUGCGCAAAUAUGUGGAACGUUCAAUGUUAAAUUAUGACGUCCUUUAUAUGGUUGAAUGUAACCUUUCUUUCAACUUUUUGCACGACUAUAAUCUGAAUAACGAGUUCUUUUCACUAUUGAACGAUCUACCAACUGAAUCCGCUACGUAUAUUUUGGAGUCGAUCUAUGCGAAAAAGAAACGUCAGUUCGAUCCAUUGUCAUAUUUAAGAUAUGAGUCCAUGAGACAUGUCGAGAGGAAGCCGAGGCAUGUACCAUCCUAUUGCGCGAUGAUGCGUAAAGUUGUAGUAACCCCAACAACAAUGUACAUUUUGACUCCAACCAUGGAGACUUCCAAUCGUGUGAUACGUCACUUUCACCACAUGAAAGACAACUUUUUGCGUGUCCAAUUCGUGGAUGAAGCAUCCAACAAAGUUAGUUCGUCUAAUGGUACCCAUAACGAUGCCUUGUAUAACAAGGUUUUCAAAGUUUUAAGUGAUGGUAUCAAGAUCGGAGAUAGACACUACGAGUUCUUGGCGUUUUCGUCAAGUCAAUUGAGGGAUCAUUCAUGUUGGUUUUUUGCUCCAACUGCUUAUAAAUCUGCGGACGAUGUUAGAAAAUGGAUGGGGACCUUUUCCACCAAUAAAAGUGUCGCCAAAUAUGCUGCUCGUAUGGGACAAUGUUUUUCUAGUACUCGCGCAAUCGCGCGUCUGCCGGUCGACGAUAUUGUUAAGAUUCCUGAUGUGAUUAGAAAUCGGUAUACAUUUUCUGACGGAGUAGGAAAGAUCUCUUAUAAAUUAUCAAAGAGAGUGGCUGAUACCUUAGAAUUAAAGACUGUUCCUAGUGCGUUCCAAUUUCGGCUUGCUGGGUAUAAAGGAGUAUUAUGCCAAUCACGCUUUUUGCGAAAUAAUCAAAUUCAAGUGCGUCCCAGCCAGGAAAAGUUCGAAUCGGACCACUAUGUAUUGGAGGUUAUUAGAGGGUCUACUUUCAUUCCUGCUUAUCUCAAUAGGCAGGCUAUUACAUUGUUGUCCGUACUAGGAGUACCCGACAAUGUAUUCAUUGAUCUGAAGAAUGCGCAGGUCAAUGAGCUAGAUAAAAUGCUUAAAAACGAGAAUAACGCCGUAACUGUUUUACAUAAAAACAUUGAUGAACACGGAGUAGCCAAAUCUUUGGCAGACCUUGUGAAGGCCGGAUUUCUGCAAAGCAAAGAUCGAUAUUUGAUGAAUUUGAUCUCUUUAUUCAGUAUUAUGAUGUUGAGGGAUCUUAAGAAAAAAGCAAAGAUCCGUGUAGACAAAGGCGCAUUUUUGUUAGGCGUUUUGGACGAAACAGAGACUUUAAGAGAGGGUCAGGUGUACUGCUGCGUCUCUGACCCGGCAAACCCGUCCAGUAGGAAAGUGAUUACGGGACCUUGUAUUACAUACCGGAAUCCUUGCUUUCAUCCUGGCGACAUACGUGUUGUUACUGCUGUGCAAUGUUCUGCGUUGAGUCACCUUGUCGAUGUGGUGGUAUUCCCAGCAGUGGGCUAUCGUGAUAUUCCUAGUGAAUGCAGUGGAGGAGAUUUAGACGGUGAUGAUUUUACCAUCAUAUAUGAUGAGCGUUUGAUGCCAAAGAUCAGAAACCAUGAGCCGAUGAAUUACGAGGCGCCAAAACCUGAUUUGGUAGAUAAAGUAACCAUGACGCAUAUCAAGCAGUUUUUCGUAAAUUAUAUAUUAUCUGAUCAACUGGGUAUGAUCGCGAAUGCCCACUUGGCAAAAGCCGAUGCCUCGGAAAGUGGCGCAUUUCAUGGGCAAUGUAUACGCCUUGCGCAAUUACAUUCUGAAGCCGUAGAUUUCCCCAAAACAGGAAGACCAGCAAUUUUUCCACCAGAGCUCCGAGCCCGUUCUUUCCCAGACUUUAUGGAAAAGUCCGACAAAAAUAGUUAUGAAUCUAAAAAGGUCCUCGGCAUUAUGUACCGUUCUAUUGAAGUUGCAGAAUUCGAGCCCUACACUCGUUUGAAUUUUGAUGAAAGGUUAUAUGUGGAAGGAUAUAGAGCGUAUUUAGAGAAUGCAAGGUUUCUCAAAAGGACAUACGAUGAGGACAUCAGAGGAUUGAUGAACCAAUUUGGUAUUAUGACGGAGUUUGAAGUAGUCAGCGGAUUUAUCGUAAACACGGUUACGAAAGUUGAUAAAAAGAAGCCACGUGACAUCACCAAAUCUGUUUUAGACGCUAUGGGUCCAAUCAAGAAGCAUUAUAGGAGAGAAUUUGAAAAAGAGUUUUAUGGUGAAGGAACUAAUGUGGUUUCACCAGAAGCUCGUAAUCGAAUGGAAGCAAAAGCAUUUGCGUGGUAUUAUGUAACGUAUCAUCCUUCCGAAUUGGGAGACGAUGCUUCGGAAAAUAUGAUUACAUUUCCUUGGAUCGUUCAUGAUACUUUAUGUGAAAUCGCAAUUCGAAACAAUAAUAGAGCGAAUAAUCCGUUCCAAAAUAUUCCCCGGCAGAAUUUAUCUCAUGAAACUAAUGGAACAAACGGAAACGGAACAAAUGGUAUUAUGAGUCAUCAAACUACAACAAAUACUAUUCAUCAUAAUUCCACAACGUAUAACAAUUACGUGCAUGGUAAUGCUAUUUAUGACAAUCCAGAUGAUCCAGAUCAAUUUGUUGAUGACUUUAUUGACGACAAUGAUGACGGUAUGGAUAGAUUGAUCCAAUCUCUUAUGAAAUAG